UUGUUUUUAAAAGCGACAUUUAGAAUUGCUCUCCAGUCACUUCUACAAGCGAUUUUAGAAUCAACAUGAAGACAUUCCUGAUCAUCGCAUUACUUAUCAUCGUCGCAUCAACUGUCAAUUCAGCUAUUACCACAACACAAUGCGGAGAAAACGAAGAGUUUGAUUCAUGUGGUACUGCUUGUCCUCUUGACUGUACUAAUUACAUGAACGAACCAGAACCCUGCACUAGACAAUGUGUCAUAGGAUGCGCUUGUAAACCUGGAUUUGUCAGAUCUGCUACUAAAAAAUGUAUUCGCCCUUCCGAAUGCUAAAAAUUACUUUUUUUAUUUCAUUACUUGUAAAGAUUCAAAUGAAAUGUAGUCUUAUGAUAUAAGAAUAUUAUUAUUCAAUAUGUAAUCUAAAUUGUUAUCUUGAUAAAUAAAUCGUUAAUUCUGAACAUUUU
Molecule: messenger RNA, 442 nt
Organism: Centruroides sculpturatus (bark scorpion)
Lineage: Eukaryota; Metazoa; Arthropoda; Arachnida; Scorpiones; Buthidae
Product: venom peptide SjAPI-2-like
Exons: 2
Coding region: 66-311 (81 amino acids)
Source: RefSeq, a predicted model, not a curated record